This is a messenger RNA of Didymodactylos carnosus, 3186 nucleotides long. The record is from the annotation of a GenBank genome assembly. NCBI's taxonomy places the organism in Eukaryota, Metazoa, Rotifera, Eurotatoria, Philodinida, Philodinidae.
AUGAAAGAUGUUAGCGUUCAAAACCAGCAGAUCACAAUCACGCACGACGAUGGAAUGACGAAUGGUCCACGAAUAAUGAUGAGUAAACAAAUCGAGAAACAGAUUGAUCCACCGUACAAGUUUGAUAAGUUGAAGUCGAACUCGAACGGAGAAGAAAAAUUUGAUCAGAAACAAGUGGCACUAGCAGCGGAAGAUGGGGAUAACACAAAUGGUAACUGUCUGCCAAAAAAUCUUCGACUAGUACAAUCUGUCGAUUUGGAACAAAAACGAAAAAUCACGGACGCUGUCGACGAUAUCAAAAACGACCUUAGUCCCAUUGUGGAAUACGCCAAAGAGCCUUUGCUACCGCUUGCUGAGGCGUGUGCUCCGCUGGACAGCAUCAUCCACGAUUUACCCUUCUACGUUCACCUAGCGCUCGAUGAAACUCCAAUUCAGCCGCCCGACGGUCUGACUAUCGACGAGAGUGCUGCGAUUCGCCUCUAUACCAUCGAGUGGGAAGGAACAAAUCGAAGUCUCUAUUCAAUGCUCAAUUAUACCCUCAAGAAUGCCGAUCGCAAGGAUCUUCGCCCCUAUUUCAAGUAUCUCAAACUGUUCGUCACUGCUCUGGUCAAACUGCCAUGCGUCCCACCGCAGACCGUCUGGCGGGGAGUAAACAUAGAUUUGAGUGCAGAUUUUCCGCCCGGCACCCUGGUAACAUGGUGGGGGUUUUCAUCGUGCACGUGUGCGCUGACUGUGCUAGAGAACGACACGUAUUUGGGCAAUUCGGGCGAACGGACGCUCUUCUCUGUCGAAGCCAUCAACGGUCGAACAGUACGUGCUCAUUCGCAUUUUGUUACUGAAGAUGAAAUUCUUCUUCUGCCCGGCACCUACAUGGAAGUUCAAUCACAAUUUAGUCCGGCGCCCGAUCUGCACAUCAUUCACUUAAAACAAAUACAACCGGUCGAAACACUUCUCGAACUUCCGUUCGAAGGUGCUCACCUCUAUCCACCAGAGAAGAAAAAAGUGCCGUGGUACAAGAAACGACGGAUAAUCUGUGAACUUAGCCUGCUGGUCAUUCUUUGCCUUAUCGGCAUCAGUGUUGGUUUAGUGCUCGGCACAAGACGUUCGUUACCAUCGACAUGUACUCCCAGAUUCCUAACUGGUGUGAAAUAUGCCACUGCAAGAUAUCCAAUUUCCGUGACAACAGCUGAUUUCAACGGUGAUCACAGAACUGAUUUAGUUGUUGCAAAUUAUGAUGAUCCCAUCGUCAGUAUGUUUCUCGGUAACGGGGACGGGACAUUUCAAACUCAAAUCACGUAUGCCACUGGACCGUUUCCAAUUUCUGUGACAACAGGUGAUUUCAAUGGUGACAAAAGAACUGAUUUAGCUGUUGCAAAUUCUGGUGAUAACACUGUCAGUAUACUCCUCAGUGACGCCGACCAAAUAUUUCAAAGUCAACUCACAUACACCACUGGGAGUUCUCCAUAUUUUGUGACAGUAGGCGAUUUCAAUGGUGACAAAAGAACUGAUUUAGCUGUUGCAAAUUCCCGCGAUAACACCGUCAGUAUACUCCUCGGUAACGGGGACGGGACAUUUCAAAUUCAAAUCACAUAUGGCACUGGCCGGUUUCCAAUUUCUGUGACAACAGGUGAUUUCAAUGGCGAUAACAAACCUGAUUUAGCUGUUGCAAAUUCCGUCGAGAGCACCGUCAGUAUACUCCUGGGUAAUGGUGACGGAACAUUUCAAAGUCAAGUCGAAUAUAACACCGGGAAUUCUCCACAUUCUGUCACAACAGCUGAUUUCAAUGGUGAUCAAAGAACUGAUUUAGCUGUUGCACAUUACGGUGAUAGCACCGUCAGUAUAUUGCUCGCUAACGGCAACGGCACUUUUCAAAGUGAAGUCACAUAUGGCACUGGGUAUUAUCCAUAUUGUGUGACAACAGGUGAUUUCAAUAGUGAUAAUAAAACUGAUUUAGCUGUUGCAAAUUUCGGGGAUAACACCGUCAGUAUACUCCUCGCUGAUGGCGACGGAAUAUUUCAGAGUCAAGUCAAAUAUACCACUGGGAAUUCUCCAUAUUGUGUGACAACAGGUGAUUUCAAUGGUGAUCACAGAACUGAUUUGACUGUUGUAAAUUCCGCUGAGAACACGGUCGGUAUAUUGCUCGGUAACGGCAACGGAAUAUUUCGAAGUCAGAUCACAUAUAGCACUGGAAUUUCUCCAGUCUUUGUCACAACAAGUGAUUUCAAUGGUGAUAACAAAAUUGAUUUAGCGGUUUCAAAUGCCGGUGGCAGUACUGUCAGUAUAAUGCUCGGUAACCGCAACGGAAUAUUACAAGAACAGGUUAAUUACAGCACCGGGGCUCUCCCAUAUUGUGUGACAACAGGUGAUUUUAAUGGUGACAACAGAAGGGAUUUAGCUGUUGCAAACAGCUGGGAUACCACUGUCGGGAUACUGCUCGGUAACGGCGACGGAACAUUUCAAAGUCAAGUCACAUAUGACACUGGGAAGUAUCCAUAUGCUGUGACAACAGGCGAUUUCAAUGGUGAUACCACAACUGAUUUAGCUGUUGCAAAUUCCGGUGGUAAUACCAUCGGUAUAUUGCUCGGUAACGGCGACGGAACAUUUCAAAGUCAAAUCACAUAUGCCACUGGGAAUUCUCCAUAUUCUGUGACAACAAGUGAUUUCAAUGGUGAUCACAUAACUGAUUUAGCUGUUGGAAAUUUCGGUGAUAGCGCCAUCGAGAUAUUCCUUGGAAUUGGCAACGGCACUUUUCAAAGUCAACGCACAUAUGGCACUGGGCGUUUCCCGUUUUCCGUGACAACGGGCGAUUUUAAUGGUGAUCACAGAAGUGACUUAGCUGUGGCAAAUUUCGGUGAUGGCACCGUCGGCAUAUUAUUCGGUAACGACGACCGAACAUUCCAAAGUCAAGUCACAUAUGACACUGGGAAAGCGCCAAUUUCUGUAGCAACAGCUGAUUUCAAUGGUGAUCACAGAACUGAUUUAGUUGUUGCAAAUUCCGGUGAAAAUACUGUCAGUAUAUUGCUCGGUAACAAGUACGGAACGUUUCGAACUCAGGUCAAAUAUCCCACAGGGAAUUCUCCAUAUUCUGUAACAACAGGGGAUUUCAAUGGCGAUAACGGUACUGAUAUAGCUGUUGUAAAUUACGGUGAUAACACCGUCGUUAUAUUUCUUGGUGUGUGUGACUGA